Betta splendens (Siamese fighting fish) is the source of this 1796-nucleotide messenger RNA. RefSeq lists its product as uncharacterized. The record is from RefSeq and is a predicted model, not a curated record. Lineage: Eukaryota; Metazoa; Chordata; Actinopteri; Anabantiformes; Osphronemidae. Bases 16 to 1398 code for a protein of 460 amino acids. Gene Ontology annotation, cellular component: external side of plasma membrane. Gene Ontology annotation, biological process: positive regulation of T cell proliferation; cell surface receptor signaling pathway; negative regulation of T cell proliferation. The transcript is spliced from 6 exons.
CACAGUAAUGAGAGGAUGGCCAUUUCCACCAAAACACAGCGUCUCCAGAGCAAACUAGCUCAAAUCUACUCUGGAGGCAUGCCGCCACCCUCCACCGCAGCCCGGCUUUAUCAGUUGUCUGACAGUCCACAACUGCUCACAGUAGUUAGAAGAGCGCAACGGUCAACAAACGGACACCCUUCACAGCGAUCAGCGAUUUCACCGUACCAGUGGUCUGAGAAGGCUCCUGGAGACAUGGAUAGAACCAGAUGGAUGCUGGUGGUGCUCGUGAUACUCGUGGACGUUUCCCAGCAGACCUCAGUCGUGGACAUGUAUAAGGGGGACAGUGUGCUGCUGCCCUGCGAGUUUCCCACUUUUGAAAUGACCAACCCCACAGUGGUGUGGAGCCGCUCCGAUCUGAGUCCCUCCAUCAUCCACCAGCGUCAGCAGGAUGGCGAUGAACUCAAAGACCAGAACCAGCUUUACAGAGGCCGAACACUGAUGUUGACAGAAGCUUUGGAGAGUGGAGACCUGAGUCUGAACCUGACGGCACUGACGCUGUCUGACAGAGGAACCUACACCUGCUCCGUCACAUCCGCUAGAGGAAAAAAAAAAGUGAAGGACGUACAGCUGCAGGUCAAAGAAACAUUUCCAUCAUGGGCCACCAUCCUCCUGCUCGUCCUGGCUACUGUUCUUCUUCUGUCUGGGGGUCUUUUUUUCCACUUCCGUCAUUAUUUCCAGUCAGUCGUGCACGUGCAGGUGGAGCCAGAGGAGACGUCGGUACUGCUGCCCUGCAAAACGUUAGUUCGCCUGCCUGAAGAAGUCAAAGUGAAGUGGAAACGUAAUAACAAUAUUGUCCACCAGUUGCAGUGUGACGGACUUGAAGAACAGUACUGCUUGUAUAGUGGCCGGACAAAUCUGAACAGGAACCAUCCAAGAGACUGGAGUCUGACACUGAAAUUCCCAGCAGACGAAGAUUCUGGAACUUACAUCUGCACCGCUUAUAUCGAAGAGAGCAACAUACUGUUCAAGAAACAAGUUGAGCUCAAGGUCAAAGUCCACCAGGUGGAGGUGGAAGAAGGGCAGAAAUCAGUCCAGCUGCCCUUCACCACAGCCAUCACUGUGGACCAGGAGUCAAUCUAUGAGGUGGAGUGGACAAGGUAUGAACCUGAAACCAUGAAGGUCCACACAACCGCUAACCAGCCUGAAGUCCAGCAUGAGCAAUUCAAAAACCGAACAGAGAUGCAGAAAGACGCUCUAACAACGGGGAACUUUAGUCUGACCCUGAAUCAACCCACAGUUAAAGACGGAGGAAGAUACGUCUGUGGCGUCUGGAAAAAGAAGGGACAGCAGCGAUUCCUACUGAGAAACAAAACUGUGUACCUCACGGUCAACCCACAGACAGAAGAAGUCCCAUGACCCAUCUGUCAAUCAAGUGGAGGAGGCGGGGCUGUGACACAUCAUAAAGGAAAUGUUUACUUCUCACCAAUUAUCUGAUUUUGUUGUAGUAGUAGUAUCAUCAUCAUCAUCAUCAUCACAGUGCUUAUUAUCACAAUUCUUCCAGCAUUCACUGUAUUGUUUUUCAUUCAUGGCGGCAACUUUUCUUUAUAGUUAUAGUUCUUCAGUACGUUUUUCUGUCUCUAAUUAGUCCCGCAUACUUUCAGCUACAGAAAUCAUUCAACUAUCAAAAUUUUCAUUUUUGUAAGAUGAGAUGUGGGCUAUUAUUUUUCUUAUUCAUAUCUUUUAUAUUUUUUUUAAAUAUUAAGCUUUUUUCAACUUUUGUGUCCGAUUGAAAUGAAUGGAAAAAGUGUUUCAAA